This is a messenger RNA of Metarhizium album ARSEF 1941, 1698 nucleotides long. Its product is annotated as Sugar/inositol transporter. Gene Ontology annotation, cellular component: membrane. Gene Ontology annotation, biological process: carbohydrate transport; transmembrane transport. Bases 1 to 1698 code for a protein of 565 amino acids. NCBI's taxonomy places the organism in Eukaryota, Fungi, Ascomycota, Sordariomycetes, Hypocreales, Clavicipitaceae. Gene Ontology annotation, molecular function: carbohydrate:proton symporter activity. The transcript is spliced from 3 exons. The record is from RefSeq and is a predicted model, not a curated record.
AUGGCGGCCGACGAUGCAUCCGCACCCGUGGACACGACAGCCCACAAGACGCCACGGCGAGAUGACGGGCAUGGCCGGGACCCCGACCCCGACCACGACCACGACCACGAACCCGGUCUCCCGGCGUCCCUCGUGGCAGAGGCCAAGUGUGGCGCCGUCGCGGAGCAAUCCAUGUCCCUGGGCACGUCCCUGGCGCUCUACCCCAAGGCCGUGCUCUGGUCGGUCCUCCUGUCGUCGACCCUCGUCAUGGAGGGCUACGACCUCGCGCUGCUGGGGAACCUGUACGCCUCGCAGCCAUUCAACCGCAAGUACGGCACGUACAACGCGUCGACGGGGAAAUACGCCGUCAGCGCGGCGUGGCAGUCGGGGCUGUCCAACGGCGCCCGGGCGGGCGAAAUUGUCGGCCUGAUGCUGGCAGGGUGGACGGUCGACCGAUGGGGCUACAAGCGGAGCAUGCUCCUGUUCCUCGUGUUGAUGAUUGCAUUCGUCUUUGUCCUGGUGUUUGCGCCCAACGUCGCGGUCCUGGUGGCGGGCGAGGUGCUGUGCGGCAUUCCUUGGGGCGCAUUCCAAAGCAUCACACCGGCGUACGCGGCCGAGGUGGCGCCCGUCGUGCUGCGGCCGUACCUGACGACGUUUAUCAACAUGUGCUGGGUCAUCGGGCAGUUCUUCGCCGAGGCCGUCAACAAGGGAUCCCACGGGCGCGGGGACUCGUGGGCGUACCGGAUUCCCUUUGCCGUGCAGUGGGUGUGGCCGGUUCCCAUUCUCGCCGGCGUCUUGUUUGCUCCCGAAUCGCCGUGGUGGCACAUGCGCAAAAACGACCGGCCGGCGGCGGCGGCGGCCCUCGCGCGGCUCGCGUCCCGGUCGCACGCGGGCUUCAACCCGUCGGCGACGCUCGCGCUCAUCGAGCACACCAACGAGCGGGAGCGGCGGCUCAAGGAGGGCGUCACGUACGCCGACUGCUUCCGGGGCGUGGACCUGCGGCGGACCGAGGUGGUGGUCGGGAUCUGGCUGGUGCAGACGCUCGGCGGCCAAAACCUCAUGGGCUACUUCGCCUACUUCCUCACGCAGGCGGGCAUGGACGCCAGCAGCAGCUUCUCGCUCUCGCUGGGCCAGUACGCGCUGGGCAUGGUGGGCACGGCCGGGUCGUGGGUGCUCAUGAGCCGCGUCGGCCGGCGCAGCAUCUACGUCGGCGGCCUGAGCUGCCAGUGCCUGCUGCUGCUCGUCGUCGGCGCGCUGUCGGUGUCGGCGGCGGGCAGCAACGCGUCGGUGUGGGCGAUCGGCGCGACCCUCAUCGCCUUCACGUUUGUCUACGACUUCGGCGUCGGGCCCGUGACGUACGCGCUCGUGUCGGAGCUGUCGAGCACGCGGCUCAAGACCAAGACGAUUGUGCUGGCGCGGGCCGCCUACAACGCCAGCAACAUCUUUGUCAACGUCAUGACCAACUACCAGCUGGGCACGGCAGCGUGGAACUGGGGCGCCAGGGCGGCCUUUUUCUGGGCAGGCACUUGUCUUGCCUCGCUGGUCUGGGCCUGGUUCAGGCUGCCCGAGCCCCGGGGCCGGACGUACGCCGAGCUGGACGACCUGUUUGAACGGGGCGUGCCGGCGAGGCGUUUUGCCAGCACGCAGGCCGAUCCGUAUACGGGCGGCGGCGGCGGCGGCGGCGGCGGCGGGAAGCACCAUGAUCAUGGCCAUGCGUAG